CAGCGCAACUCCCUUCGGAGGUGCCGCAGACCUCGGGUCUCGUGCGCGCCAAGGAUUUUGGUGAAUGUUCGUAACCUGUGUCUUCUGUGAUCCGCACUGGCCCUGGGAGUCCUGCGCAAGACUCAGGGAGACCCAGGAAACCUAGAAAUGGACUCCCUUGCUUUUGAGGAUGUGUCUGUGAACUUCAGUCUGGAGGAGUGGGCCUUACUGGAUCCUUCACAGAAGAAGCUCUACAGAGAUGUAAUGACAGAAACCUUUAGGAACCUGGCCUCCAUAGGAAAAAGAUGGGAAGAACAUGACAUCAAAGAUCAGUACAAAAAGCAGAGGAGAAAAUUAAGAAGUCCAGUGGUAGUGAGAAUCUGUGAAAGUAAACAGGUUAAUCCAUGUGGAGAAACGUUCAGCCUUAUUUCAAAUCACAAUCUGAAGGAAAAAACCACCAGAGUGAAACAGCAUGACUGCAGAAUAUGUGGAAAAUUUUUUAGGUCUCGUUCAUCCCUUAGAGGCUACAACAGAUGUCACACAGGACACAAAGCAUAUGAAUUUCAGAAAAAUGGAGAGAAGCCUUAUAAGUGUAAAGAAUGUGAUAAAGCCUUUAGUCGCCUACUGUGGUUGGAAAAACAUGAAGGAACCCACAAUGAAAAGAAUCCCUAUGUAUGUUCAAUAUGUGGUAAAGCCUUCAGGUCUUCCAGAAAUGUUAAAGUACAUGAAAGAACUCACACUGGAGAGAAAUCCUACGAAUGUAAAAUAAGUAGUACAGCAUUUAGGUAUCUCAGUGAUCUUCGAAGACAUGAAAGAACUCACACUGGAGAGAAACUCUAUAAAUGUAAAAUAUGUGGUAAAACUCAUAGAGACCACUGGUCUCUUAAAAUACAUGAGAGAGUUCAUACUGGAGAGAAACCCUAUGAAUGUAAGAAAUGUGGUAAAGCUUACAUAUCUUUCAGGUCCUUAAAAAGACACAAAUCUACUCAUACUGUGGAGAAACCCUAUGAAUGUAAACUAUGCAAUACGGCAUUUAGGUAUGCUAGUGAUCUUCAAAGACAUGAAAGAACCCACACUGGAGAGAAACCCUAUGAAUGUAAAAUAUGUAGUACAGCAUUUAGGUAUAUCAGUGAUCUUCGAAAACAUGAAAGAACUCACACACGAGAGGAAUACGUGGUAAAUGUAAAUGUAAAAUACGUGGUAAAGCCCACAGAGAGACAAAAAAACACAAAAAACUCACACUAUGUAGAAACCCUAUGGAUGAAAAAUAUGUAAUACAACAGGAAGAGACAUACCUUGUACUCUAGCAGGAAGGUGUUUCUACUACCCAAACAGAGGUAAGAUUUCUCCUAACCCAGCACAAGACCAUCCACUGGGAACUGUUAAAACUCAGUCAUUGAAGAGUCCUCACAACCUUGAACUCUGACUUGCCUCUAAUGAACUUUGACUUAAAGCACCCCUUCCAAACUUCCUUCUUUUUCUCUAGAAAGUAACAUUCUUCUUUGUUUGUUCAACCUGCCUAUAGAUUUUGCUCUGGUUUGUUUGCGCCAAAAUACAGUUCUCUGCUAUUACCAAAUAAACCCACUUUGCUAGUUAAAUAGUUAGAUUUUUCAGUAAAUCUCCAAAGCACUCCAAAUACACAAACACUUUAGAGGGUUGUGUUUGUUUUUAGGUUUUUCAUGAGAGACAAAGUCCCUGCAGCCAUGGUGUGUACCUGGGGGACCUACUAACUUUGGUCUAUUUAUUUAGCAGCCUGGCAGAGUUCUGUUUCCUUAAAAGGGCUUCUUGCUGCAUGGGGGUAGGCUGUACUGGUAAGGUGCCAUCUAUAGCACAACAAAUGAAAAUAAACACUUAACAUUAGUAAAACCUUUGAAGAGAGUUCAGGAUCCACACUGACACUUUUUGGGUUUCUCCUGUUCCCUAGGAUGAAUACAUUCAAAUAUUUUUUGAGGCGUCAUCUUAA
Molecule: messenger RNA, 1942 nt
Organism: Artibeus jamaicensis (Jamaican fruit-eating bat)
Lineage: Eukaryota; Metazoa; Chordata; Mammalia; Chiroptera; Phyllostomidae
Product: zinc finger protein 14-like
Exons: 4
Coding region: 148-1254 (368 amino acids)
Biological process (GO): regulation of transcription by RNA polymerase II
Cellular component (GO): nucleus
Molecular function (GO): DNA-binding transcription factor activity, RNA polymerase II-specific; RNA polymerase II transcription regulatory region sequence-specific DNA binding
Source: RefSeq, a predicted model, not a curated record